Messenger RNA from Rubroshorea leprosula, 788 nucleotides. NCBI's taxonomy places the organism in Eukaryota, Viridiplantae, Streptophyta, Magnoliopsida, Malvales, Dipterocarpaceae. The record is from the annotation of a GenBank genome assembly.
ACUUGAACGCUACAAAGUCCUGAGAAAUGGGAAACAGAAGACAGCCUUUACGCGUGAAAUAUAUUGACAUCGUUGGAAAUGAUCAAAAGCAAGUUGAAUCUUGAUGAGAGGCACUCGGUAAAAUUUUAAAAGUAUUUAAUUUUCAAAAUAAAUUAUUUUUUUUAUGUAAUUGCACCAAACCAGAAGUUCUUCUUUAAUCUGUAUCUGCACUCCGGAUUGACCUGCAAAGCCCCAAGGUGGAUUCUCGGGGUAGACACUUCAAUGCUUAAGUUAGCAAUAAUCGGGGCUACCUUUAGAACGAAGAAACGAGGAGCUUAGGGUUGGUUUCAAUUACCUUUUUGACGUGGCCCUUGGGGGUAUUUAUACGUUUCAAUGAGGAGCCCAUGUGGUAUGCCAAGCAAGAUAUUCAGGAUCUGAUGUGUAUCUCCAGAUGGUUAUUUCGAGACCAGGAAUUUGAGAGAUAUUCAGAUGAAAGGAUGCCCACCGUAACUGUUGUGCAACUCAUCAUAAAGGAUCAGGUGUGAGCAUGCCUACUGUUGCUGUCAUGUAGCUACUUGAGUGGGAAUCUUUGGAUUUAUCCUUCACUUCGGUCAUAAAGGAAUUAUUAUCGUUUGUCCGAGGUUGGACACCUCGAACCUGUCCUUACACUAUUCCCCCCCGAAGUCAUUCACUUGUGAAUGAUGUUGUUAGGGAUAAUGGGGGUAGCGCAUAAAUAGAAGUGAAAGAUAGAUACAAGUAUGCAAGAUGAGUUGCAGAAGUAAAAAUGGAAAUAAAAAUGAAACUCUGUA